AUGAACCUCCAGGCCCAGUCGAAGGCUCAGAACAAGCGGAAACGUUGCCUCUUUGGGGACCAGGAAGCAGUCCCCAAGGAGCAGCCCGCACCCCUGCAGGCCCCGCAGCAGUCGGUCCGCGUGAAGGAAGAGCCAUUCGUCGGGCCCGAGGGGCCCGUGGGGGCCCCAGCCUCCCAACCCGGGGAGCUGCCGCCGCCCAGCAGCCUCGCCCUGCUCAGCUCCGUGGUGUACGGGCCCGAGCGCCCCCCGGCGGCCAUGCUGUCGCAGCAGGUGGGAGCAGCCAAAUGGCCCAACUCCGUGCUGGCCCCAGGGCGCCCGGAACGCGGAGGAGGCGGAGGUGUCGGCGACAGCGGCUGGCAGCAGCAGCCAGGCCAGCCUCCGCCGCACGCGGCGUGGAACUGCCACAGCCUGUCCCUCUUCAGCGGGCCCAAGGCGGGCCCGCACCCCAGCGCGGGGGUCUCGGCCUACUACAGCCACCCCGAGGCUCUGAAGCGCGAGAAGGCGGGGGCUGCGCAGCUGGACCGCUUCGGGAACGCUGCCCGGCCGGGGCUGCCCCAGAAGGCUCAGCUGGAGGUGGGGCGGCCCCAGGCGCCCCUGAAUUCUUUCCACGCGGCCAAGAAACCCCCCGGCCAGACGCUGCCCCUGCAGCCCUUUCAGUUGGCUUUCGGCCACCAGGUGAACCGCCAGGCCUUCCGGCAGGGGCCGCCGCCGCCCAACCCUGUGGCCUUUCCCCCGCAGAAGCAGCCGGCCCUCCUGCAGGAGGUGGCCCCCCAGCCCGCGCUACCUCAGGUCCCCUUCCCCCGCCGCUCCCGCCGCCUUUCCAAGGAGGGAAUCCUGCCUCCCAGCACGCUGGAGGGGGCCGGCACCCAGCCUGUGCAGGAGCCCGCGGGCAACCUCUUCCUGCACCACUGGCCCCUGCAGCCGCCGCCUGGCUCCCUGGGGCAGCCCCAUCCCGAAGCGCUGGGGUUCCCGCUGGAGCUGAGGGAGUCACAGCUGCUGGCGGAGGGGGAGAGACUGGCCUCCAACGGUCGGGAGCGGGAGGUCCCCGCCAUGGGCAGCGAGGAGGGCUUGAGGGCGUUGGGCACAGGGGACUGCGGGCAGGUGCUGCGGGGUGGGGUGAUCCAGAGCACACGACGGCGGCGCCGGGCGUCCCAGGAGGCCAAUUUGCUGACCUUGGCCCAGAAGGCGGUGGAGCUGGCCUCACUGCAGAAUGCAAAGGAUGCCAGUGGCUCUGAGGAGAAGCGGAAAAGUGUGCUUGCCUCAACUGCCAAAUGUGGGGUGGAGUUUUCUGAGCCUUCAUUAGUCACCAAGCGAGCCCGAGAAGACAGUGGGAUGAUACCACUCAUCAUCCCAGUGUCUGUGCCUGUGCGGGCUGUGGACCCAACUGAGGCAGCCCAAGCUGGAGGUGUUGACGAGGAUGGGAAGGGUCCUGAACAGAACCCCACUGAGCACAAGCCAUCAGUCAUUGUCACCCGCAGGCGGUCCACCCGAAUCCCCGGGACGGAUGGUCCAGUGCAGGCUGAGGACAUGAAUGCCAAGCUGGAGGGGGAGACUUCUGUGCGGAAACCAAAGCAGCGGCCACGGCCUGAGCCUUUGAUCAUCCCCACCAAGGCGGGCACUUUCAUCGCCCCUCCUGUCUAUUCCAACAUCACCCCGUACCAGAGCCACCUGCGCUCUCCUGUCCGCCUUGCUGACCACCCCUCUGAGCGGAGCUUUGAGCUGCCCCCCUACACGCCACCCCCUAUCCUCAGCCCUGUGCGGGAAGGCUCAGGCCUCUACUUCAAUGCCAUCAUAUCAACCAGCAGCAUCCCAGCCCCUCCUCCCAUCACACCUAAGAGUGCCCAUCGCACCCUGCUCCGGUCUAACAGUGCUGAAGUCACCCCACCCGUCCUCUCUGUGAUGGGGGAAGCCACCCCAGUGAGCAUCGAGCCACGGAUCAACGUGGGCUCCCGUUUCCAAGCAGAAAUCCCGUCGAUGAGGGACCGCGCCCUGGCAGCUGCAGAUCCCCACAAGGCCGACUUGGUGUGGCAGCCAUGGGAGGACCUGGAGUGCAGCCGGGAGAAGCAGAGGCAAGUGGAAGACCUGCUGACUGCUGCCUGUUCCAGCAUUUUCCCUGGAGCUGGCACCAACCAGGAGCUGGCCCUGCACUGUCUGCAUGAGUCCAGGGGAGAUAUCCUGGAAACGCUGAAUAAGCUGCUACUGAAGAAGCCCCUGUGGCCCCACAACCACCCACUGGCAACUUAUCACUAUACAGGCUCCGACCAGUGGAAAAUGACUGAGAGGAAGCUCUUCAACAAGGGCAUGGCCAUCUACAAGAAGGAUUUCUUUCUGGUGCAGAAGCUGAUCCAGACCAAGACUGUGGCCCAAUGCGUGGAGUUCUACUACACCUACAAGAAACAGGUGAAAAUCGGCCGCAACGGGACCCUCACCUUUGGGGAUGUGGAGCCAAGUGAUGAGAAGUCAGCCCAGGAAGAGGUUGAAGUGGAUAUUAAGACGUCCCAGAAGUUCCCAAGGGUGCCUCCUCCCAGAAGAGAAUCCCCAAGUGAAGAGAGGCUGGAGCCCAAGAGAGAGGUGAAAGAACCCAGGAAGGAUGGGGAGGAGGAAGUGCCAGAGUACCAGGAGAAGGGGGAGCAGGAAGAGGGGCGAGAGCGCAGCCGACGGGCAGCGGCCGUCAAGGCCACGCAGACACUACAGGCCAAUGAAUCGGCUAAUGACAUCCUCAUCCUCCGAAGCCACGAGUCCAACGCCCCUGGGUCUGCCAGCAGCCAGCCCUCAGAGAAGCCAAGGGAGGGCACAGGGAAGUCCCGAAGGGCACUACCUUUCUCAGAGAAGAAGAAAAAGCCAGAGACAUUCAAUAAGACCCAGAACCAGGAGAAUACCUUCCCUUGUAAAAAGUGUGGCAGGUAA
Molecule: messenger RNA, 2907 nt
Organism: Carlito syrichta (Philippine tarsier)
Lineage: Eukaryota; Metazoa; Chordata; Mammalia; Primates; Tarsiidae
Gene: MIDEAS
Product: ELM2 and Myb/SANT domain containing 1
Exons: 12
Coding region: 1-2907 (968 amino acids)
Biological process (GO): regulation of transcription by RNA polymerase II; negative regulation of DNA-templated transcription
Cellular component (GO): histone deacetylase complex; transcription regulator complex
Molecular function (GO): transcription corepressor activity
Source: RefSeq, a predicted model, not a curated record